Halteromyces radiatus is the source of this 1367-nucleotide messenger RNA. Its product is annotated as pseudouridine synthase. The coding region runs from base 60 to 1289 and encodes 409 amino acids. Lineage: Eukaryota; Fungi; Mucoromycota; Mucoromycetes; Mucorales; Cunninghamellaceae. Gene Ontology annotation, biological process: mRNA pseudouridine synthesis; tRNA pseudouridine synthesis. The record is from RefSeq and is a predicted model, not a curated record. Gene Ontology annotation, cellular component: nucleus; cytoplasm. Gene Ontology annotation, molecular function: pseudouridine synthase activity; RNA binding. The transcript has a single exon.
UUUUUUUUUCUUUUUUCUUUUCGCUGUUCUUUUUUUUUCUUCUUUAUCUAGUUGACAAGAUGGAAAAGUACAAGGAUUGGACGAAAGAACAACUAUUAUCACAUAUUGAAAAGUUGGAACAACAAAGUGAAAAUAAACUAAGCAACAAUAAAUCAACAAAGAAACACAAGAAACAACAACGACCAUUUGACAUGACCAAAUAUCGACAACGACGUAUUGCCCUCAAAGUGGCCUAUCUUGGUUGGAAAUACGCAGGAUUUGCUGCUCAAGGGGAUGAAGUCAAUAUACCUACUGUUGAAGGACCUAUUUUUUAUGCUUUGGAACAUUGUAGACUCAUUGUUGAUAGGGACUCUUGUGAUUAUACACGGUGUGGACGAACAGAUCGUGGCGUCAGUGGACUAGGGCAAGUGAUCAUAUUGAAUGUUCGUUCCAAGCAACUCUCACAACAAAAAAAAGAGGAGGAGGAUGAUGAUUUUUUACCUGUGGAAGAAGAGUUACCUUAUGUGGACAUGUUGAAUGGAGCAUUACCUGAUGAUAUUCAUAUCCUGGCCUGGGCACCUGUGGCAUCUCAACUCAACGCUCGCUUUGAUUGUCGAUCUCGAACGUAUCGCUACCUCUUCCGAAAAGAACAACUGGAUCUUCAUUUGAUGCAACAAGCAGCUCAAGAUUUUGUCGGCACUCAUGAUUUCCGCAACUUUUGUAAAUUGGAUCCAUCAAAGAAUAUCACGGAUUAUCAUCGAUGUAUUCUUCGCUGCACCCUCCUUCCAACAUCAUUAGACGAUGUCAAAGAAAAAGAUAUGGUUCAAUUGGAAUUACAAGGUACGGCAUUCUUGUGGCAUCAAGUACGGUGUAUGAUGUCUGUAUUGUUUCUGAUUGGGCAGCAUUUGGAACCACCCACGAUCAUCAAGGAUUUGAUGGAUAUCUCACGAUACCCUGGACGACCGGAAUACCCCAUGGCAAGUGAUCUUCCUUUGAUUCUGUACGACUGUGCCUUUGACUCGAUAGUAUGGCAUUACGCACCCUCAGCAUCGUAUCGUGUUGCUACCCAUUGGGAUCAAAUGGCUUAUGCUCAACAAGUUCGUGCCUUGACCUGUGAAUUAUUCUCUCAACAGACCGCUUGCGAUCCUAUUCAAGAUGGAAAACACAAAGUUGUCUUGGGUGCUGGUUUGUCUUCUUCAAUGCAACAUUAUAAACCUCUGGCCCUCCGUCCAUGCUGUGAUACUGACGAACGCAAAAAAGAAAAAUUCUCAGCGAAGAAAAGGAAACGCGCUAUACUCGAUGAUCAAUGAUAUAUUUUUAUUGGAUAGUAUAGUUUUUUGUAUAUAGUUGUAUUUAAUAUGAAAUAAACAGAUCUGAUUUUUUUUUUA